AUGGCUUCGACCAACUACAAGGAGGCUUUCUCUCUGUUCGACAAGCGCGGCAACGGCCGUGUCACCCUCGAUAGCUUGGGCGAUCUCCUGCGCGCCUGCGGCCAGAACCCAACCCUUGCCGAGAUCCAGGAGCUCGAGAAGAACGUUGGCGGUGAUUUCGACUUUGAGACCUUCCAGCGCAUUCUGAACCGACCGGGCGGCUUCCGUGACCCUGGCGAGCCCGACGAGUACUGCCGCGGCUUCCAAGUAUUCGACAAAGACAUGACGGGCUUUAUCGGCGUGGGCCAGCUCAAGUACAUCCUGACGAACCUGGGCGAGAAGAUGACCGAGGAGGAGGUGGACGAGCUGCUCAAGGCGGUGGACACCAGCAACGGGCAGGUCAACUACACGGAGCUCGUCCGCACCAUUCUCGCCAACUAG
This is a messenger RNA of Podospora anserina S mat+, 420 nucleotides long. RefSeq lists its product as uncharacterized. Gene Ontology annotation, biological process: mitotic actomyosin contractile ring assembly. The record is from RefSeq and is a predicted model, not a curated record. The coding region runs from base 1 to 420 and encodes 139 amino acids. The transcript is spliced from 3 exons. Lineage: Eukaryota; Fungi; Ascomycota; Sordariomycetes; Sordariales; Podosporaceae. Gene Ontology annotation, molecular function: calcium ion binding. Gene Ontology annotation, cellular component: myosin II complex.